Messenger RNA from Aspergillus heteromorphus CBS 117.55, 1019 nucleotides. RefSeq lists its product as uncharacterized. The record is from RefSeq and is a predicted model, not a curated record. Bases 52 to 555 code for a protein of 167 amino acids. NCBI's taxonomy places the organism in Eukaryota, Fungi, Ascomycota, Eurotiomycetes, Eurotiales, Aspergillaceae. The transcript is spliced from 4 exons.
GUUGAUCGAAGGGAUAAUCACCCCCCUUCCACACGGCGAACUUUCUCAGAGAUGCUGCUACGGGACUCCCUCUCCCGUGUGCUGGCUCUUUUUCUUGUCGUUCUGCUCUGCUCUUCUUUCGCAACAGCCUCCGCGCCCGCAUCAUUUUGCAAGUGCACUUGCUUCUCCAAUAGCACGAUCAUCCCUCUCGAUCCCGACUCCUCGGGCUCCGGCUCGAGCCUACACGGUGCCUUGCGGUUCUUUGGUCGCAGUGAUGAUGCGCAUGGCCUGGAUGGAAGAGCCAAGAACUAUCGGUCUUUGAACUGUAACGAUUGCAGCCGGAAAUUUUGCCUGGAUUACGAUUUGCCCACCUGUCAUGGUGCAAAGGAAGAUGAUGUCUUCACUACUUGUUUUCAACGAGAUUCCCGGAAGGAUGAGGCGAUAGUGUUCAUCUUUAUCAUCGCCACGGGCAGCCUUCUCGCUUGGGCUAUAUUCAAACCUUGGGUGGAAAAGUGGCUUGAGGCUGCAAGAGAGCGGCGAUCAUAUAUUCCUGUCUCUGAAAAUGCUGGCCAUUAGAGAUGCAUGCCCCAUGCAUGUCGCACCCAUCAAAAGACCAAAAUACACCGGCGCAUGGCUGGCUGGCCAGACCUGGAUCCCUUCCUCAAAGGACCGCAUGCUAGCCCACCCGUGAGACUGAGGCUUGGUGUGAACCACAUUUCCAUAUCCGUACGUUUCACUCUUCGCGUAACGGCAUGGACUGUCGAACUGGCACACAGUCAUGGUGUCCCCUUGAGCAACGAGGACGACUAAGUCCAAGGAACAAUUUCUCACUAGAAGAUGCGAUCUCCUUGAUUAAUCCCUGCCUUUUGUUUCAACAACUCCCAGCCAUUUGUAUCUACCAUUGCUAUGAAUAGAACAGCGCAGUUGCUUGGGUAUGAGAUUCGUGCAAUUUAUUCCAUUGCUUAUGCCUUUCCCCCCCCCCUCUUUUUGACAUGUCAUCAAUGUCUUUCGUUCCAGCCUGGCCUCUGAACAGAUCGGAG